AUGGACAAGAAACAGAAGAAAAAAACUGUUAUUAAGCGUAAAAGUGAUGAACCAAGUGAGAGUGAAAAAAAAGUAAAAAUUAUGGUAAAUCGGAAGGUUGAUGAGGACAAGGAGAAAGUGGAGGUGGUGAACCAGGUUGUGGAGGUGCCCGUGGAGCAGGGACAGCAGAUAGUCCAUACUGGACAAUUGGUGGAAGGCAAUUUCGAGCAACCCGUUUUUGUCAACAUGAAGGGGGAACCAGUCCAAUUAGGCCCAAAUACGGUAAUACUGUACGAGCAAAGUGGUAACCCGUCAAACUUUGCCUUUGGAGGCAUGUGGACCAUGGACCAGUCAGGGCGUAUCGUUAUGACUGAGGGUAUUUACGAUGUCAAAGGAGAACCUGAAGAGGAAGGUGGGACUUUUGUCCAGAAUGCUGCUGAAGUUAGUAAUCAACAAGUGGAAGAGCAAACAACAACAUAUCAGCAAUACGAGAUAAGCAGUAAUGCACAAGUAGACGGACAACAAGAGUAUGAAGUUGCUAUUAUUGAGAAUCCGCCUGCAGCUGAUAAUGACAGAUCGGAAGCCCAGAUAAUAACUACAGAAGAUCAGCUAGUGACGGCUGGAUCAGGUGCCGUACGUUGGUUGAAUCAGAAGUACGAUUUCGUUGUUAGGAAGUUACAGCUUAACUAUGAUGCUGGUGUCAAACUUCUCCAUUCUCAAUCUGGCUGCAUCCAAUGCGUGUACCUCACCACGCCUAGCAUGCAGUUAGCGUUCAAUGCAGUACCACAGUUCCUCUGCAUCGAAACUGGCAUAGAGUUCAACAGCAUAAUUCCAACAGUAGGAGGUGGUGCCAGUCCCAGUGUGAAACAUAAUGUCACCUUGUUCCUUGCUGAAGAUGGCAAUGGGAAAUCUGUGAUUGUAUCGGCUGGUAUAUCCACUUUAAUCGGCGACGACUUAACCUGGCUGUUGGACACGUUUAAAUCUUGCAAUCCGGCGUGGCGGCAAGUGCGAUGCGUCGUAUGUGACCCUACGAAAUGUCAACAGGCGGUGCGUGGGGCGUUCCCGCUGGCGCACGUGACGUGCUCGGUGUGGCAGGCGUCGCGUGCGGCGGCGCGGCUGAGCGCGGAGGCGGCGCGGCGCGACGACGCGGCGCUGGCGCCCGACGACGUCGCCGCACGCUGCAAGACCUAUGCGCUGGCGCUGCUGCGCGGCGAACACACGCCGGCGCAACUGCAGGUUGGAAGUGUGCGGCAACAGCAAUACGUUUUAGCCACACCUGGUCAAGCAGCUACUCCUGUAUCACAAGUAAUCUUCUGCGGCGGCGGCGUAAGCGGUGUCGGAGGAGUCAGUGGCGUAGCCGGUGCUGCGCCUGUUAUCACAUCUGUUCUACCCGCAGGGGGGGCGGUUUUGACCCCCCACCAUGCGUUACAUCAGUAAAUUAUAAUCAUCGUGUUCUACAAGGAUGUGACUAAGUUAAUUAUUGAAAUAUUACUCCUAUCACAUAGUCUAUGGCCAACGGGGGUCACAUAGACCCCCAACUAUAAAUGGUUUUUAUUUCACUUCCACUUGUUGUAAGGAAAUUAAUCAUUAACACAAGGAUGUGACUAAAUAAAAAUGUUGGGUGUUUAGAAUGGGGGUCACACAGACCCCUACACUAUAAAAUCGAUGAUUGGCUUUUCUUUUAUCACGGCCCGCAUAGAAAGGACUAAGGAUUAUUCCACGGCCCUGUUUUUUCGGAUCUAAACCGUUUAUAUUUGUUUAUCAAACAAGUCAACUGUAACCACGUGACAUGGAAAAAGCCCGAAACGUUGGUUAGUUUAAUAAAAAAUGCUUAAGUUCAAUGUGUAAUAAUAGCUUUUGUUACCUGUACACACGGAAGAAAUAAAACAAUGGAAGUGCCUUGAGCCUCGAUUAUUAUCAGUUGCCGCAAGUCACAUAUUCAUAAGUUGAAACACUAUGAAUUUUGAUAAUUAUUGGUCAUAGUUUAUAAUUGAAAAACAAAUAACAAAUUCUGUGCUGUUAAUAUAAUUUAAACUUAACCCAAUGUUGGCAUAUUGUUGAAAAAUCAAUACUUAUUAUUGCACGUUGAAUGAAACUUCAAUCAAUGUGCUGCCAUCUAGCGGUCAAUAGCUGAACGAAGACGAAUUCUAGAUGUUUACUUAGUACUCCAAAAAAUAGGCGACCAUAUUGCAGCGGUAUAAGGUUAACUUCAGUUUCUUGUAACAAAAAAAUAUUACGUUAAAUAGAAAAGACAUUAGGCAACACCAUCAUAGAUCAUUAUUGCACUCCAAAGUAACAAAAUAAGGCAUUUUUCUAUGAUUUUCGAGGUUUUGCGCGAGAUAAUUCACACUGUCAUAACGUACAAAGCAAAAGUGGCGGACCGAGGUUAUAGUCGUCACAAAAUAAGAGGCAACUUUUGACACUUGUUAUCGCAACGUAAAUAGGUA
Molecule: messenger RNA, 2426 nt
Organism: Hyposmocoma kahamanoa
Lineage: Eukaryota; Metazoa; Arthropoda; Insecta; Lepidoptera; Cosmopterigidae
Exons: 10
Coding region: 1-1416 (471 amino acids)
Source: RefSeq, a predicted model, not a curated record